This is a messenger RNA of Drosophila simulans, 653 nucleotides long. RefSeq lists its product as uncharacterized. Bases 55 to 525 code for a protein of 156 amino acids. The record is from RefSeq and is a predicted model, not a curated record. Lineage: Eukaryota; Metazoa; Arthropoda; Insecta; Diptera; Drosophilidae. The transcript has a single exon.
AACCGUGCAAACUGUUGGUAGUCGAACGACUGUCGCAGUGCCAACAAGUCGGCGAUGAAGCGGUUUCUUGUUGCCCUACUGGCCGCUCUGCUGGUAGCCGCCGUCCAGGGCGGAAUUCUGGGAAGGAUUUUCCACAAGGAGUCCACCUCCACAACAACUACGACGACCACUGAGGAGCCCCACCGGCCCUUCUUCAUCAACAACAAUAUUCCUGAAAUCCCGAAGGACUGUGUGGCGCAGUUCAAGUGCAAAAAGAAGCUGGCGAAUGUUCCGGCUCCAAAACCGUGUGUGAAAUACUGCCUGCACCGGAUCACGUGUCCCAAUGACCAGAACACCGCUGUCCAGCCCAACCAGUGCGUCGAUCUCGACGAGCAACAGGUCCAGGCUGCCCACGAGGCAAGCACGGAGCCCACGGUCGCCGGCCAAACCACCACCGAGAAGCCCAUGAUGGUGGCCAUGAUCGACUUCCCCUGCCAGCCGGGCUAUCUGCCCGACCAUCGUGGUCGUUGUCGGGAAAUCUGGUGAUUCGACGAUGGCUUCGUGACACGUGUUUACUGCAUAAUUAUACCUGUGGAAUUUUCGUUUUUAUAUACAUGCCUGCUCCCAAUAAUCACAAUAAAACCCAAACGAACGGCUUUUGUCCAAAGAUCGAA